Molecule: messenger RNA, 3491 nt
Organism: Chiloscyllium plagiosum (whitespotted bambooshark)
Lineage: Eukaryota; Metazoa; Chordata; Chondrichthyes; Orectolobiformes; Hemiscylliidae
Gene: gkup
Product: glucuronokinase with putative uridyl pyrophosphorylase
Biological process (GO): biosynthetic process
Molecular function (GO): glucuronokinase activity; ATP binding
Source: RefSeq, a predicted model, not a curated record
CUCCACCAAACUUGCUGAGUUUCUCCAGCACGUCCUGUUUUUAAUAUUUUUGCAGAUUGUCUUUUUUGUCACCGUCAAGUCUAGCCCUGACAAUUUCCAUUGUUCGAGACACGUGCAACAAACAGGUAACAGGAAACUACUAUCGGGCGUGUGGUUUCGAUUCAGUUACAGUACACGGAAUGUAUUGCACGGGCAAAUACACUCAACACACGGGGGAAGAGAUAUCCCAUCGGUGUAACUCCGCCUGUAACCUGUGAUGUAAGGACGCUGUGCAUUGAGUAGAGACGCUGUGAGACACUCGGCUAAUCUCUUUGACAAACCAUCUUGGGGAGCUGUUGCAAGUUUGUUACAGUCAGUGCUGACAGCCCAGCCGGUUAGCGGGGUCGCCCUGAUGAUCUGUGUGCUGCUCGUCGCUGGACAUGGGACAUUGCUGGAGAGCGAGAUCAAGAAUGAAGCCACAGGCCUCUACAGCCAUUUAGUUGGGAUCCCAAAGGCUCUGUUACCGGGAGUUGGUGGGAAAAAGAUUCUGGAUUUCUGGUGGGAAGUUGUGAACAUACGCCAGCUCUUCAGUGAUGUCUACCUUGUCACAAAUGCAGACAAGUACAAGUACUAUGAACGAUGGGCAACUGCCAAUGAUUUUCCAGUGGAAAAUAUUAUUAACGAUGGGUCGACAACCAGCCAAACACAGUUAGGGGCAGUGGCUGACUUGGAGCUCGUGAUCAGGAGCAAGAGGUUCAAUGAUGAUGUCAUGGUGGUUGCUGGGGAUAUGCUGUGUGAAGAUUUGAACUUUGAUAUAGCUGAAGUUCUCAAGUUCUUUAAGUUUAAGAAGGGAGAAUUGGCAAUUUACUAUGAAAUGGAAGAAGGAGAGAAGACAGAAUCUCGGGGAAUAGUUGAGGUGUGCCCCUUGACACACAGAAUCACCAAGUUUUAUGAGAAGCCCUCUUCAGAAGUUACAGAAUCGAGGCUGGCAAGUGUUGUCUUUUAUUGUUUCCAAAACAAGACACUGCCGACUCUCGGGGAAUAUUUGAAGAUGCAUCUGCUGGUGGAGGAUCGAAGGCUUGGGAAGUAUAUGGAAUGGCUCAUCAACAAGACUGGAAUCACAGUGUUUGGAAUGAAGCUGCCUACUGGAUUCCAGCUAAUUGGACAAGUGGAUCUCUCUGAGUACAAGAAGUGGCUGGCGUGCUACUCUUCAAAGCAACAUGGUAUUGCUGCCAAAUCAAUCACCUGUCGUUCCUAUGCAAGGAUAGGAAUUAUGGGAAAUCCAUCAGAUGGCUUCUACGGAAAAACCAUUGCCAUGACGAUAUCUAAUUUCUGGGCUGAUGCGAUGAUUUUUGAAAGCAAAAAAGUCGUGCUAAUACCACAUCCUCUCAAUGAUCCCACAGAGUUCGGUAGCUUGCAAGAUUUACACAGGAUCAGUCGGAAGGAAGGGUAUCUGGGUGGUCUGAGACUGCUUCAAGCAACUUGUAAGAAAUUCUACCAAUACUGCUCUGAACAAGGAAUCGCUUUGGCCAAACGAAACUUUACUCUGAAAUAUGACACUAAUAUACCACGGCAGGUGGGCCUUGCUGGAAGCAGUGCUAUUGUGUCAGCUACACUUAAGUGUUUGAUGAAGUUUUAUGAUUUAAUUGAUGACGAUUUGCCAAAGCCACUCAGGGCAAACUUCAUUCUGAAUGUAGAGACUGAAGAGUUAAUUAUUACAGCAGGACUUCAGGAUCGGGUAGUCCAGGUUUAUGAGGGAUUGGUUUACAUGGAUUUCAACAAGGAGUUGUUGGAGAAACAAGGUUAUGGUAGCUAUGUUCCCAUGGAUAUAAGCUGUGCACCACACUUCUGGCUUGCUUAUAUGGGAGAUCCAAGUGAUUCUGGGAAGAUCCAUAGUAAUGUGCGACAGAGAUGGCUCAAUGGUGAUUCUGAUGUUGUGGCAGCAAUGAAAACGUUUGCAGAACUUACUGAUCUGGCUAAGAUAGCCAUCGAGUCUAGGAAUUGGAGUCAACUUUCUGAGCUGAUGAACAAAAAUUUUGAACUACGAAGGUCUAUAUACACAGAUGCUUGUCUGGGCCAAGGAAAUUUGAGAAUGGUGGAACUUGGCAGACAGUUUGGCUCAGCAGUAAAGCUUCCUGGCAGUGGAGGAGCAGUGAUUGGUCUCUGCCUAGAUCCUGACAACUUGGUUGAGUUAAAGAAAGCAUUCCAGGAAGCUGGGUUUGUUAUCUGCAAUGUUGUUCCAUAUGGGCCUUGAGUUUCAUGAAAGUUUUUUGAACGUAUUAAUUGUAAAGGAGCUAUAUCAGUAGGAAAAUAGGUUGAAAUGAAAAAUGUAAUAGUAAAAUGAUUCACUUAGACUUGAAUUGGAAAGAAAAAUGAAGAAAACUACUACCACGGUACAAUUUGUUUAAACAUUAUUAGUUUAGAGGAUAUCUUGUCUUGCAAAGAACAAAAGCUCAGCUACUUGAUGCUGAUGUGAAAUGAUGUUCGGAUGUUUGAGAGAUGUUACAAACAUGGUAAGACCAUUGGAUCUCUGACUGAAACUAAUGGACAGUUCUCCAAAUUCAUAAACAUCGGUGAAUAUCCACCAAUCUAAUGAGUUUAAGACAUGCAUUAUAUAAUGUCUCAAAUUUUAAAUAUAUUACUGAAACAUACACUAAUGGAUACAUAAAAGGAAGUGACAAAGAGAUCUCAUGCAUAUUAAAUAACAUUAUCAACUGGUUGACAAAAUGGUUGACAAAUAUCAUUUGAGCCAGUGGAUAAAUGACAGCCAUGAAUUGUUAUUUGUAUCCAACUACCAUGCUCUCUGAAUUGUAUCUAGUUCCAGAACAAUGGGAAAUAUUUGUUUCCAAAAUAAGCUUCCGACAUCCAUUUUACUGAUUUUGAGUAACUCCUGCUUAUAAUCCUAAAACAGACAAUUAUUUCAGAACAAAAGGCACUUAUGUAAGUACAUGAAUAGGAAAGGUUUGGAAAGAUAUGGGCCAGGAGCAUACAGGUGAGACUAGUUUAGAUUGGGAUUAUGCUUGGGACUGGUUGGGCCGAAGGGUCUGUUUCUGUGCUGUAUGACUCAAUGUCCAGGUAGUGUUAAGAUGCACCCCUUUUUCCCAAGAUAGUGUAAUGAGUUACACAGAACAUGGAGUUGAAGGAAGAUUAAGAUAUAAGAACUAGAAACAACAGCAGGCCAUUCGACCCUUCAACCUACUCCACCAUUCAAUUGGAUCAUGGCUGAUUUGAAAUUCCACACGUCCUCUUUCGUGUACUCUUUCCCCAUAAUCCUUGACUCCCCUACUGAUCAAGAAUCUAUCUCAGCCUUAAGUAUACAAAGACUCUGUCCCCACAGUUGUCUGUGGCAAAGGUUUCCAAAAACUCUCACCCCUCUGAAAAGAAAUUCCUCCUUAUCUCAGUCUUAAAUUGGCUCCCCUUUAUUGUGAGACGAUGCUCUCUGGUCCUCGACUCUCCCGUGAGGCUACAUAUCCUCUCAGCACUUACCCUGUCAAGCCCCUUAAGAAUCUGCU